Gilbertella persicaria is the source of this 2178-nucleotide messenger RNA. RefSeq lists its product as uncharacterized. The transcript is spliced from 5 exons. Gene Ontology annotation, cellular component: Mre11 complex. Gene Ontology annotation, molecular function: damaged DNA binding. The record is from RefSeq and is a predicted model, not a curated record. NCBI's taxonomy places the organism in Eukaryota, Fungi, Mucoromycota, Mucoromycetes, Mucorales, Choanephoraceae. Gene Ontology annotation, biological process: mitotic G2 DNA damage checkpoint signaling; double-strand break repair via homologous recombination. The coding region runs from base 241 to 1818 and encodes 525 amino acids.
AUACAUCUCCUUUUUUUUUUUUCUUUUAGAAAGUAUAUAUGAACUUCUUUAUGUAGGAUCUGUUGGGAAAGAAUAGGUGUUUAUCACUUGAAAUCCAAUGAUCAGGAUGUGCAUCAACAAUUAGUGGAAGCAGCCAAGAAAUAUGGCUUUCAACUAGUAGACAAAAUAGAAAAGGCCACACAUUAUUAUCUAGAUGCCUUUCUGCUUGAACAAAAAGAUCAACCACCUUAUUCUCUUUUGAUGGCUCUUGCUAUGCGAGUACCUUGUGUUACACUAGAGUGGCUUGAAGGAUUUCGUUUGCAUGACCAUCACUAUGACAGAAACCAACAUGAUAAGACCAUUGAGUCAUUCAUGAUUGACUACUAUGGUCCCUUAAAACGACUUGCUAUCUUGGGUAUAGACGAUAGAAGAAAGACCUUGUUUCAUGGACUUGAAUUCUGGUUUUUUGAUCAACUCCAGUACAAUAAAUACAGCCCUAUAGUCAAGAAAGCAGGCGGGGAGAGCAGAAUAGCUAGUCUGGAGGAAGGCUUAAAUGCAACAAUUCUUCAUGGUACUUUGUUUGUUCAGUAUCCUCAUUUGACAGAAGAAUGGGCUCCUGUGCAAGAUAAAUUUCAUCAAAAUAUGGACUGUACUCGAUGCAUUCUUGAAUGGGAGAUAGAAUACAGUAUCAUGUAUUGCUCAACCAAUAUCAUGUGUAAUCCCUUUUCUGAUCUUUUGAACCGGAUUUCAAGUGAUGAUCCUGUUUAUAGAUCACUAGAGUUUUCUUUAGAUAGGGUUAAACUUGAACCAUUGGAUGAUACUGUGCCUACAGACAUGACAUCUCCCAUAAGAGACACAGUGGCUCUAAGGGACACAUUACCUAUAACCAACAGUAUUUCUCCUAUGCGAACUAAUGCUACGCUGCCUCUGCAUAAUACAUUACCUACGCAAGACGUAACACCCAUCGAUGAUGAAGACAAAAAAGAAAGUAUAUCUUGUGUUUAUGCAGUAUCAUUACAGCCUAGUAUCAAUUUUGAAGAAGAUGAUGUAGAUAUGGACCCACCUACACCCUCUUUAUCUGUUAAUUUGAUGGACCUUAGUAAUUUUUAUGACAACAUGUUUGCUACUACAGCACAGAAGCAACAACAACAAUCUAAGACAAAAGAACAAGAAGAACAAAGUAGAAAAGAACAGGAAGAACAAAGUAGAAAAGAACAGGAAGAACAAAGUAGAAAAGAACAAGAAGAACAAAGUAGAAAAGAACAAGAAGAACAAAGUAGAAAAGAGCAGGAAGAAAAACGUAAAAAAGAACAAGAACAAGAACAAAGAAAAGCUCAAAUUGCAGAAAGAGAAAAGAUAUUAGAGGAAAGACAAGAACGAUUAAAAAUGGUUGAAGAAGAAAGAUUUAAAGAACUAGAAGAGAGAGGAAAAAGACUAGCAGAAAGACAAAGACAAUUGGGAAUUGAAGAUGACGAAGAUGCUGUAGUUGAAACAAAUGAUACGAUACCAACACAAAUCAACACAAGUACACUGAAUGCUUCCUAUAGUCAGGUCGUAUUUGCUCCUCUUGUAGUUAAACCUAGACCUCCUCCUCCUAUUUCUCCUCAGACAUUAACUGCCCAAUCUAAUCAAUCCACUGUCAACUAUAAGCGAUUUAAAAAAGUACGCCAGUUUGAAUCCAAUGACGUCUAUGACUUUGUUCCUAUGGCUAGCAGUAGUCAAAUGCCUGUCCGCAAUAGACACCAUCAAAAUCAAGAACAUACACUUGUACGCAUUGAGAACACAAACCAGUUUGAUCCUGAUAUUAUGAUUCGUACAACAGCAAGACGAAGAAGAUGAUAGUUUAUUUAUGACAAUCUUUUCUUUUUACGUUUAUAUUUGCAUUUCUUACACAUACAUGUACCAUCACUAAGAUCUGUUUCUGAUUCUGUUGAACUAAUUAAAGCAGUCUUUCUCUUUCUUGUAUAUUCUGCAUCACUACUACUACUGCUGCUGCUUGAAGUAGACGAACUUGCACUACUAUCUUCACUACUACUGGGUGGCAAUCGAGGUAUAUACAGUGUAGAUGCUAAGGAUUCUGCUAAUGCUGCAUAAUGCUUGUCUGACUCGCCUAAUUUCUGAAUCUCUCUAAAUAAUUUUUGUCCUAAUUUGGGUCGGUUGUGUCGAGUGUUCAGAUAAACAUAUUCUGCAUUGGUAGAA